Notechis scutatus (mainland tiger snake) is the source of this 4497-nucleotide messenger RNA. It is a transcript of the gene RRAS, whose product is annotated as RAS related. Gene Ontology annotation, biological process: signal transduction. NCBI's taxonomy places the organism in Eukaryota, Metazoa, Chordata, Lepidosauria, Squamata, Elapidae. Gene Ontology annotation, molecular function: GTPase activity; GTP binding. Gene Ontology annotation, cellular component: membrane. The record is from RefSeq and is a predicted model, not a curated record.
GAAUCGGGAUGCCACUUCAAGAGGAAAGUGUUGCACUGUGUAAACUACGUCCAUUCUGAUUCCAUCAUCUCAGGCCUCUCCAACGUAGCCUCCUCCAUACCUUCCACUGAGCUUCGCGCCCAUCACAGAAACACAGCAUCUUGGGCAGCGCGCGGGGUGCGCGCUGAGCUCAGCCCUCCCCCCAGCCCGCUCCCGACUGGUUCACCUCAGGGCGGGGAAGGAGCACUGGCCCGGACGAUCUUGUUCCGGACAUGGGACCUCCCCGUAGCGGCUCCCGCUGGCCAAAUAGGGAAGCGGACUGCCAGCAAUCGCCGAGCCUCGCUCCUUAGAGGGCCCACCCUGGAUCUAUCUCUGCCAUAUUUUGAGGGGUUCGGAGGAUGACUGCUGCGACUGAACGGGGAGGCUUUUGAGUGCUUUGGUGCGAUUCCCUCACCUAUAAGGAAGCGAACAACUUUUGCCAAGCAGGAUGAAUCCCAGCGAAGGUGCGGCGCCACUGGAGAAAUACAAGCUGGUAGUGGUCGGUGGAGGCGGCGUAGGCAAGAGCGCCCUAACUAUUCAGUUCAUCCAGUCUUACUUUGUUUCUGACUAUGACCCCACAAUUGAGGACUCGUACACAAAAAUCUGCAAUAUUGAUGGUAUCUCAACCCGCCUGGACAUUCUGGACACGGCUGGUCAGGAAGAGUUUGGGGCUAUGCGUGAACAAUACAUGCGAACAGGAGAAGGUUUCCUCCUUGUUUAUGCUGUCAAUGACCGGGGCAGUUUCAAUGAAAUCCACAAAUUCCACACUCAGAUACUUCGAGUGAAAGACCGUGAUGAGUUCCCUAUGGUCCUUGUUGGCAAUAAGACUGAUCUGGACCUUUAUCGACAGGUAACUGAAGAGGAGGCCCUUUACUUUGCUCGGGAGAACCAAAUCCCCUACAUGGAAGCCUCGGCAAAGGUCCGAUUCAAUGUGGAUGAGUCUUUUUAUGAGUUGGUCCGUGCCAUCAGGAGGUUUCAUGAGUUAGAAUCUCCCCCUGCCCCAGCCUUUCACCCCAAAAAGAAGGACCGCAAAAGCUGCCCUUGUUCCAUUCUGUAAACUGCCAUCCUACAUCAAGCCACACAGCCUGGAAGAGGAGAGGCUCAGAUUCCUUCCAACCAAGAAGAUAGAGCAGGAUUUUCCUCGUUCCAUCUCUCCUACUACAAUUAGGGCUGGCACUGUGCAUUUUUUACUUACACAAAUGUAUUACCAUUUUUCUCUUGUUGCAUAGGAGUCUGUAAACUGAGAACGAAGCAGGGAAUAGACACGUUCUUCUCUUCCAACAUAUCCUGAAUCUAUGGGUUAUGCAUUCAGUUUUGUAUGCUAUUUUGCCCUCCUUUGUUCUUUCAUGGAAAUCGCUUUAAAGGUGCCCCUUUUUGCCAAGGGGCAGAAAAUCUAUUCAGUUAGAUAAAAGGGGUACAGGGUUGUAAAUUUCAGUGGCAGUCCACUGAUAAAAUGAAUUGAAGAAUCGGAAUCAACUGCAAAGGAUCAUUUAUUUCACUGCAGCUAAGGACAAGCUUUUGCACAUACAUUGAUAUCUACAUAUUGAAAGACAUGGUACAAAUGCAUUUUAAAAGGUACUAUAAUUUUUCUAUUCCUUUUUUUAAAACCAUAGCUUACAGACUUAAGCCACACUUUGGCCAAACUGCAAGGGAAGCAGCUGCAGACACAAUUGUCUUGCAAGUUGCCAGUAUUGACUUUUUUUUGUUCCUGAAGCUGGACUAAAAAAGCAGCACACUUUAUAGCAGCGUUUUUCAAACUUAACAACUUUAAGAUGUGUAGACUUCAAUUUUCAGAAUGUGUGGAUCUCUAUUCCCAGAAGAAGUCCCCAGCUAGCAGCUGAAGUCUUCGAGUUGCCAAGUUUGAAAAACAAUGCUUUAUAGGAAGGAGUUUUGCAAAGUCUGAGGGAAAGGGGGAAGCUAGCCAACUCUUUGAUUUUUUUAACAGAAGAUUGUGAUAGCUCUCACAAUAUGGUUGCCAUAUUGUGAGAGUCACAUAGUCACAAAGCAGUUACUGUGAUAGGUAUGGCCAAUUACAAAAUACAGCAUUGUUUAGUAACCACAAUUUGUUGCAGAAAAAUGGUCGCCGAGCAAAAUGAUAACUAAGUGAACCACGGGACAUAGAGAAAUGCUGCAAAGAUCACUCAUUCUAUCUCAUUCAGAAAAAAAAGUUCUCUUGUACAGCACUGCCGGCAUUACUCUCCAGCGUGCAUCAUUGUCAGUGCAUAAAUUUGAUCAUGUGUGUGCACGUGGGUCAGAAAAUGAUGUUUUUUUUACUACUGAUUAUUACUGUCAAAUUUGUGAGCAGUCAUUAACUGCAGCCUAAACAAGAACUGACUAUUGCCAUCAGGCCAAUAAAUGGUGAUGCUUCCUGCAGAACCAUUUACUAUAGCAGGUUCUCAACAUUCUACUACCCUAGCUUAAGUUUUAAGAUGGUGAAGGUUCAAAACCUUAAAUGCAUGCUAGAAUCAAGUUUCUGUUUUGUAAAUUGCUCAGUUCAAAAAUUACUCUGUUAAAGACAGGGCCAGCUUUUGUUAAAUUCAUCCUUUCUUCCCCACUUCUGUAAUGUGUUUAUAAGGGAAAGUGAUGUCAAGAACUUUUUUUUUUAAAUAGCAACUCCUUGUGUUAGUAAUUUUUCUUCUUAGUAGGGGUUCCCAACAUCUUUAGAGAUAACUAUCAUAUUGAAGUUAUACCAUCAUUAUUGAAGCAUCAAUACUGCAGCUGCAUGUUUAAUUGGAUGAUUUUUGCCAAAGGAUCCCUUGCUCUCUUGCACGCCGUUCCAACACUUCCAUCUAUCACUUCAAUUGUCUAAUUCUUCCUUCAUCCAUCACCUUCCACAGACCUCAGAUAUGUUAAGAUUACAAUUCUCAGAUGGUAUUAGGGUGGGAUAGUGGUUAACAUGUUCAAUCUGGAUCUCUUUGGUCAUGGUUAUAGAAACUUGCUGGGUCACUUGCUACCUCCCAGUCAUCCUUAUUCUACCAGUAAGGAGAUAUGGGAAAAAUGAAGGGGAAAAUGUUAGGCCUUGGACAAUAUUCGAGAUACAGAAAACAUUCUCACCAAGCAAGGCCACGUGCAUAACUUGAUAAGGUAUCAUGAGAGACAGGCUUCACUUAUGUAUCUACUGAUGCUCCCAGAAUAUAAAUAUUUUGCAGUUUAUAAAAUGAGUGGAUGUAUUGAAUGUCAAGACUAUAAGUAUCUUGUUUUCUAUUCUUCUACCAUGCCGCAGAGCAUGGCAUUCCAGCUAUAAACACCAAAGAGUCUCUUGAGCAAAGAUUAUAUAGUAAAGCCUGGGGUUUCCCCCUUAAUUACUUAAUUAAACUGAUAUGCCCUCAUAGACUAGAGCCUCUUUAUUAAUUUACAAGGCUACAGUUACAAAAAUGUGCUAUAGUGCCAAAACGAACUCACAAGGCACUAUGGAUAUUUUAAAUUUCUAAAGGAAGCAGUGACAUUUAACUCAGUGUAAUGUAAAAUAUCCCAUAGUAUCCUUGUAAAUGUGCUGUUUCUAUUAAGGCAAUGAUUCUGAAAUGGCACUGGACCAAGAAAGUUUGGGAACUUCUGGUACAAAGUGUUAUUCUAAGGCCAAAAGGAGCAUGCAUACAUAUGUGUGCACUUAGGCAUGACACAACAGUGAAACUAAAAACUUAUUAAAUGAUAAAAUGGCCAUAGCUUGUGAAUGUAUGAUUUAACCAUAAUUUUAAUAAACGGGAAACAUUCUCAUUAUCAGUGUGUAAUUUUACUGUGGUGGUACAUAACAAGCACAUACAAAAGCGCAACACACUAGGCUAAGGAAGCUGAUAUACUAAGCCACAAUAGAGUUUUAUUUGCUUGAUCACAGCUUAUUGUGUGAAAAAAGUACAUCCUAUAUGAACUUGGUCAAUCUUGUAGUGUUAACUCUACAAAGCACUAACUUGUCCAACAAGUAGGAAUCUUUCUGAAGAAGAGGUGUGGGAUUGGGGACCUUGAGAAAUUUCUGGGCCUGUUCCCUUUGUGAGGGAGGCUUAUGGCCUGUUCCCUUUGUGUUCCCAGGUGAGGCUUAUGGCCAAUAAAAGGUUGCCAUUUCUCAUCUCCAUCAGCUUUUAUAUGAUACUUUGACAAACUCUUCGGUAGAACAAAUUUCCCCAUCUUAAAAAAAUGGGGCAGGGUACUUUUUAAAAAAUGCAUACUUCUGUUAUCUUAUACUACAUGUAUGUGUAUGUUUAAUUAUAUGGAGAAUGCUAUAUAUUUUAUAAUUGAAUUGCCUGAGAGACAUUUAACAUGUCUGCAUGAAAUGAAACACAGUAUGCACUUUUAUAUACAGAAAGCUUGGGUGGGGGAAAAUUUUGGAAAUGUAAAAUUUAUAGUAUAUUAAAAAGUAUUUGUAAUGACCCAGUAUGAAUUAACAUGGAGAAUUAAAUGUGUUCUUUACUAAUCAGUCCGGAAGUUCAGUAUUAGUGUUUAGUGAUUUAUGAUAGCCCCGGAGAUAUAAUCAUAAAACUGUAAUUU